UGAUCUCCGAAGAGCCCCGCCUCCUGCGCCUGCGCAUUGGUCCACUUCCAUCCGUUCCAUCCCUCGGCGCGCAGGCCCAGCGGUAGCGGCGUGGUAAGCCGUCCUCCGACGCUCCUACGGCGGGUAGGGGCUAUACUGUAGCCCGAUGGAAGCCCGACCUGCAGGCCUCACUGGCAGCAGAGUCACAGCCGCCUCAGCAGCGGACUGAACACCGGAGCUGCUGUUGCUUUAUCGCAUUUUCCAUCGCAAAAACUCUCCCGAUCUGAAUGGGAAUGCGGACCUGAACGACAUUUAUCCCCACAGAUACGAUCCAGCUGCUGCUCCGAAUAAACAGAAAUACGCGGAACCGAGAACCCGUAGUUCUGAAUGGUCGGCUCAGGCUGCUUUUCCUCACUCUCUUCCUGUGCUGACAGUAGCUGGUUCCUGCAGAAUAAUUCUGAAGGACUUGGAGAUACUGCUUCAGGUCAGUGAAACAUUGUUUAAAUGAAGUGUGAAAACCUGGUCUACCUAUGACCCAUUUCCUCCGAACCAGCACCAAACACAGCAUCCAUACAUCUCCCUGGAGUCUUGUGUUACUUGGUGGUUUAUCCCAGAUGAAGCUGUUUUGGGUCACAGUUUGGACUCCAUGCAGCGGUUCUCAGCUGGACGUGCCUCGCUGGGAGCUGCUCCCGUCUGUACAUUCAUGUCGAUUCUAGGGAGGCCUGUUCUGUUUUUGUUUGGCCAGAACCAUCACACUGGGCCCCACAUCAUACUGUUUGCAGAUGAUUCUGUCAUUGUGACGCUUCUAACAAGUGGAAACAAGGAACAUGGCCUGGUAGUUAAUGGCUUUAAAACGAUGCAAAGAUCCUUUAAAACGUAAAUAAAGAAAUGUGCCCCGGCUGGAUCACCUCAGCAAGGAUCAUCAACCAAACAGUGGAGCUGGUGCCACGUUAUAAAGACCUGGGAGUACUUAGUGAUGAUAAGUGAGCUUGGGCCCUCAGGUCAGUUUCAGUCAGGAAUACGAACAGCUUGCAUCCGUCUGUCUGACCUCUAGAAAGCUAAGAUUAUUAUACCUGACCGUGGCCAUCCACUGUGGGCUGGAUGGAGAUCUAGAAGUCCACUCUGUAAACCCCACAGACUGAGGAGAUCCUUCACUGCUGCUGCUGUCAGACUCAUCGAGUCCAGCAUGGGAGGACUGCUGUAGAUGAGCCGGUGCUGGUCGGGGAACUAGGAGGAAGACUAGCUCUUUGUUGGUUCCUGACGAUGAAGGCCCUGCAGCUGAGGUUCACCCAGCAGAUAUCACACAGCUCUGCUUUGACUCAUCAGAAAGACCUGGAAGACUUGUUUAGUUAUUUCUUCAAACUGUCAGGUUAUUUUUAAAUUCAUGCAAAGAUGGAAAAGAUUCCAUGUUGGUGAAUUGAGACCUGAGCUUUGAGCCAUUCUAGCAUCAUGAUAAGCUACAUGAACCUGGACAGAUGUUGAGGAGGAUUUAAAUACAGUGAAACAUAUAAGGAGGCUGUUUGGGUUUCCAGAGCUUAGAAGGUUCUGGAUUCUUUCACAUUUCUGUGUUGAAUAAGCUUGGAGUUAUAGCAGGAAUAACUUUAUUACAAGGAUCUGGACCCAAACUCCUGUCCCGGUUCCUUCCAUCCAACCAUUCAAGCUCCUGCAGCAGGAGGUCCAACAGAGACAUGUCUGUGGGCGGAGGGCUGAGGAAGAGGAGGAGCAGGGAAGCUCCUGCCUCCUUCCAGGCCCUCUUCAACAACUUCCACAACACUUCAAGCAAACUUAACUCAAAGUUUCCGUGAAAUAAAAAGUGCGAAGCUUAGCGAGAUAAAAACACGCAGUGGAUCCCCGCGGGGCUGAGGGCGCCGCGGAAGGAAGGACGGCGGCAUGUCGGGGAGAUCCGGAGCCGUCUGGAUGUGACUGCUAGUUGGUUUUAAGGAGGAUGGAGGGAGAAAAAGAGACAGCAGAGGAGAAGGAGCAUCUUCCUCACAUCUCAGUGGACCACCAAGAGCUUCCCAUCAUGCACUGGGAGGAGCUGAGCCAGCGGAUCGCUGAGCUGGAGAAGCAGGAGCAGGAGAGGAGGGAGAAGAGGAGGAUGGGGGUGAGGACAGAAGACAGAGAGGAGGGAGACUGGAGGGAAGUCUGGGAGGAAGAUGAGGAUGAUGUCAGGAGGGGUCGAGUUGCUGUUGCUGCUUCACGACUGAACAACCAUAAGAACCUGCAGCUCUGCUUCAUCAACAACAGUGACAGUGAGGAGGAGGAGGACGAAGGAGCUGAUAGAAAGGUUCCCGUAGGACCAGGACACAAUGGUUGUUAUGGUUCUGGAUUGAAACAGGAAGUGGCUGCAGCUUUGAGAGCGCUGAGAGACAAUCUGCUGGCUGAACAGAAGGAGCUGGAGGAGAACCAAGCCGGCUGCAGCUGCGUUGUCCAGUGGAAACAUCUGGAAAGCUGGGAGCUGCAGGGUCGCUCAAUGCAGCAGCUCAGCAGUCUGAGGGCGUCGCUGCAGCAGGAAGUUCACGCUCUGAGCUCUGAACUCGUGGCCAACCUGUUGGUACGAGACCAGCUGAGGACCAAGCAGGACGCCAUGCUGCUGGACGUUGGGGACCUGACUUGACUCCCAGGGCUGGGCUCCAGAGCGAGCCUGUUUUCGGGUCGGGAUGCUGCUCCCUGUCUGCACGGGGAAAAAGCAAACGGAUGAAAGUCCAACAAAGACAAGAGGAAAGUGGAUGGAAGCUCAGUGAGGUCUGCAGGAACAUGAAGGACAGAACCAUGACCUGGUCUUUGUCUUCAUGGUCCACCUCCUCUGGUUUUAACCUGUUUAACCACUUUUCAUCCGGCUCUACCUUAAUGAGGUUCUGCUGACUCUGACAUCAGGCUUCCUGCAGCUUCUCAGGAGCAUCCAGGGAACAGAGGAAUGUUUUAUCAGACAAUGGGCUGAUGUAGGUGUUGGAGAUGCUGCAGAAGAUGUUUCUAAACUCUGAUUAUUUCCAUCUGUGUAAAAAGGGAACAUCUCACACGUCCAGCAGGUAGAGAAGCGGAUUUCACUGAAACACGCUUCAUCAUAUUUAGCUAAAAAGAAUGUUUGAUUUAAAUCAAUAAGUAAAAGUUUUAUUCGAAAAUGUUAAAGAAAGUAAAGUUUUGUUUUCUAAUCUCAAACUUCAGGUUUUUGUUUAGUACAAAUCAAAGCAUCCGACUCUGAUGGAAAAUAUUUAAAGAUUUAUUCAUAUUUAGAUUUAUUUAUGUUAAAAUCAGUUAACAGCAAAGUUUUAUAUGUUCUUCUAACAACCUGUUGAUAUUCACAUAUUUAGAUAGACAGAAUAAAAGUUUUAUUUUCAGAUGGUGAAUCUAACAGACAUAAAGCUGACGACCUGUUCUCACUUAAAAUCUAUUUUAUUACAUAAAAAUAAUAACAGA
This is a messenger RNA of Girardinichthys multiradiatus, 3396 nucleotides long. Its product is annotated as schwannomin-interacting protein 1. Gene Ontology annotation, cellular component: plasma membrane; cell junction. The transcript has 10 exons. Bases 1925 to 2596 code for a protein of 223 amino acids. Lineage: Eukaryota; Metazoa; Chordata; Actinopteri; Cyprinodontiformes; Goodeidae. The record is from RefSeq and is a predicted model, not a curated record. Gene Ontology annotation, biological process: positive regulation of hippo signaling.